UCCCUUUCGACUUCCGCUCUCCCAUGUGAGCGAGGCAGGUUCCUGAGAUGAGCGCGAUCCGGGAUGCGAAGAGCCUUCUGGCUUUAGGCCAACGGGAAGAACUAGUGGAUUUACCAAAAGACUACCCCUUGAGCGCCAGUGAAGACGAGGGGGAUAGUGAUGGAGAGAGAAAACACCAAAAGCUUCUGGAAGCUAUCAGCUCCCUCGAUGGAAAGAACAGGCGGAAAUUGGCUGAGAGGUCUGAGGCUAGUCUGAAGGUGUCAGAGUUCAACGUCAGUUGUGAAGGAACAGGCGAAAAGUUAGUCCUUUCAGAUCUGCUCGGGCCUGUCAAAGCUUCAUCCUCAUUGGCCACUGUGAAAAAGCAACUGAACAGAGUCAAAUCAAAGAAGACUCUGGAAUUACCUCUUAACAAAGAAGAGGCUGAACGGAUCCACAGAGAAGUGGCAUUCAAUAAAACCUCCCAAGUCCUCUCCAAAUGGGAUCCUAUUGUUCAGAAGAACCGCCAAGCAAAGCAACUGGUGUUUCCCCUGGAGAAGGAGCAAGCAGCCUUUGCUCCCAUUGAGCAUGUGCUAGGUGGCUGGAAGGCAAGAACCCCCCUGGAGCAGGAAGUCUUUAACCUCCUCCAUAAGAACAAGCAGCCAGUGACUGACCCUUUGCUGACUCCUGUGGAAAAGGCCUCUCUGAAAGCCAUGAGCCUGGAAGAGGCUAAGAUGCGCCGCGCAGAGCUUCAGAGGGCCCGGGCUCUGCAGUCCUACUAUGAGGCCAAAGCACGAAGAGAGAAGAAAAUCAAAAGCAAAAAGUAUCAUAAGAUUUUGAGGAAAGGAAAGGCCAAGAACGCCCUCAAAGACUUUGAGCACCUGCGGAAGGUUAAUCCACUUGCUGCACUGGUAGAACUGGAGAAAAUGGAAAGGGCCAGAAUGAUGGAGCGAAUGAGCCUAAAGCACCAGAACAGUGGCAAAUGGGCCAAGUCAAAGGCAAUCAUGGCCAAGUACGACCUGGAGGCUCGCCAGGCUAUGCAGGAGCAGUUAGCCAAGAACAAAGAACUGACGCAGAAACUGCAGGCAUCCUCCAUGAACGAGGAGGAGGAGGAGGAGGGCAGGGCCGCCAAAGAAGAGGAAGAACUUGUCCCUGAUGCAGUGAAUGAAGUCCAAACCAAUGCAGACGGACCAAACCCCUGGAUGCUCAGGGCCCACACCAGUGACCCUACAGGGGCUGCAAUCCAGAAGGACCCUGAAGAGCAGCCGGAACCCAUGGCCCCUGAGCUGGCCGGAAGCGAGGAGGAUGAAAAGCCAGUGCCAGAGGAAGAAGCUUUGUUGAAAGAGUUUGAAGAAAGGCGAUCUCUUAGGAAAAGAGCUGAGCUCACCCAAGAUGCUGUGCCAGGGGACAGUCGGGAACCUCAAGAUUCCAGUACCCAGGAGGUGCUGUCUGAAUUGAGGACACUAUCUCAGAAAUUCAACAAGGACAACCAUCGAGCCAAGAAGCAAAAAGUAAGCUCAGUGGACACUGCUGUCCAGGCCAAGAGAGAGGAGGCAACCCCAACCCCGGAAGAGGAGGAGCCUCUGUUGCUGCAAAGACCAGAAAGAAUACAGACUCUAGAAGAGCUGGACGACCUAGGCAAAAGAGGGGACCUCUUGCAGCAGGAGCCACCCAGACCCACAGCUCAAGGGCAGAGGGCAAGGAGCUCUGAUGCCCCUACAGGGAAGAAAAAGAAGGAACAAAUGAUCGAUCUACAGAACCUCCUAACCACAAAGUCACCCUCUGUGAAGUCGUUGGCUGUUCCCACGAUACAGGAGCUGGAAGAUGAAAAGGAGCGAGACCAAAAGCAGAUAAUCAAGGAAGCUUUUGCUGGGGAUGAUGUCAUCAGAGACUUCUUGAGAGAAAAGAGGGAAGCUGUGGAGGCCAGUAAGCCAAAGGAUGUGGACCUGACCCUGCCGGGCUGGGGCGAGUGGGGUGGAAUGGGCCUGAAGCCCAGUGCCAAGAAAAGACGCCGGUUUCUGAUUAAAGCCCCUGAGGGGCCUCCACGAAAGGACAAGAAUUUGCCCAAUGUGAUUAUCAAUGAGAAGCGCAACAUCCAUGUGGCAGCUCAUCAGGUGCAUGUGCUUCCAUAUCCCUUUACCCAUCAUCAGCAGUUUGAAAGGACCAUCCAGACCCCUAUAGGAUCCACAUGGAAUACCCAGAGGGCCUUCCAGAAACUGACCGCUCCCAAGAUUGUCACCAAGCCAGGCCAUAUCAUUAAGCCCAUAAAAGCAGAGGAUGUGGGCUACCGCUCUUCCCCAAGGUCAGACCUCUCUGUCAUGCAGAACAAUCCCAAACGACUGUCUACAAGUCAGAGAAAACAGUUGCAGAAUACCUCUGCAGACUAAAUGGCCAGAGGAGUGACAUCUUGGUACCCAGCACACAUAGCCCUGACCGUUCCACCUGUCUCCACUGCUACAAGAUCAACUUCACAACUGGCUCCACACACUGGGUGUGGCUAAAUCACAUUUUAAAAAUAAAGGCGUUUUU
Messenger RNA from Ochotona curzoniae (black-lipped pika), 2505 nucleotides. It is a transcript of the gene UTP14A, whose product is annotated as UTP14A small subunit processome component. NCBI's taxonomy places the organism in Eukaryota, Metazoa, Chordata, Mammalia, Lagomorpha, Ochotonidae. Gene Ontology annotation, biological process: rRNA processing. The transcript has 15 exons. The record is from RefSeq and is a predicted model, not a curated record. Gene Ontology annotation, cellular component: small-subunit processome; nucleolus. The coding region runs from base 48 to 2363 and encodes 771 amino acids.